Apiotrichum porosum is the source of this 1626-nucleotide messenger RNA. RefSeq lists its product as uncharacterized. Gene Ontology annotation, molecular function: carbohydrate:proton symporter activity. Lineage: Eukaryota; Fungi; Basidiomycota; Tremellomycetes; Trichosporonales; Trichosporonaceae. Gene Ontology annotation, biological process: transmembrane transport; carbohydrate transport. Gene Ontology annotation, cellular component: membrane. The record is from RefSeq and is a predicted model, not a curated record. The coding region runs from base 1 to 1626 and encodes 541 amino acids. The transcript is spliced from 10 exons.
AUGACCAACGACCUUCAGCUGGAGCGCAAGACCAGCAUCACACACGACGAGAAUCCUCUGGACCACAAGGAGGCUCCCGAUGCCGAUACCAUCAGCCCCCCUGUCUCCGCAUUCCGGCAUCUCACGCAGGGGGAGGUGGUGCGCAUGUUCUGGAAGACAACACUCUUCUGUCAAAUGGCGCUCUUCAUCGCAUGCGCCGACGGCUUCCAGUAUAGUCUUCCGGGAAACCUUAUCGCACAGACGAGCUUCGUUGAACAGUUUGGCCGCUCGGUGGUGAAUGGCCAACCUGCGCUCAAUGCCAAGGACGUUUCGGCCUGGGGCGGCAUCUACUCUGGUGCAUACAUCGUUGCCCUCCUGCUGGGUGGUUGGCCCGUUGACUACUUUGGCCGCCGUGCGUCCAUGCUCACGCUUUCGGUGCUUAUGAUCGCCGCCUGUCUAACUGAGAUGUUUGCCCGUGAAUGGGUUGCAUGGGGAAUGUCCAAGCUAUUGAACGGCCUCGCGAUUGGCUUAGCGCAGCUUACGCUCUCGACAUACGUCUCGGAGCUCGCCCCCGUGCAGCUGCGCGGUUUCCUGCUGGUAUCGUACUCGUUCUGGUGGGGCUUUGGGCAGCUUAUCGCCGCUGUCGCCACCUUCAUUAUUCAACAACAGCCCAACAAGACGCGUCUCUACCUCGAUGUCAUCUACAGCGAGUGGAUCUUCAGCGGCCUUUCUCUUAUUAUCAUUGCCAUCAUCCCCGAAUCGCCAUGUUGGUACCUUGCCAAGGGAAAGCGCGACAAGGCUGUAAAGGUUCUGCAGCGUAUGAACGGCAAGAUUCCGGGCUACGACGCAGAGCACGAGACGACUGUGCUCGAGUACGAACUGGCCGGCCAGCGGGCCAUCCAGGAGGAGGCUCAGAAGGUGUCGUAUUUCGACCUCUUCCGUGGUGUCAACCUGCGCCGAACUCUCGUUUCAUUCUCCAUUAUGGGCUGGCAGCAGUGUGUCGGCAUUUCAAUUGUCUUCGGAUACAACUCGGUAUUCUUCAAGGCCGCUGGACUCAAGAACCCCUUCCUCGGCACCGUUUGCAUUUCGAUUAUCCUCCUCGUCACAGUGUUUUGCUCCGGUUGGGGUGUGGACCGCUUUGGUCGCCGUCCCCUCCUGCUUGUCGGUGGCAGCCUCAUUGUCAUCUUGCUUGUGGUCAUUGGCUCGCUGGCCUUCCUCAAAAUCACACCGGCCGUCGGUGGCGCCACGGUCGCCGUCAUGUGUCUUUGGGUGGUGGCGUACUCCUUCAGCGUAGGCCCAUGUGGAUACCUGCUUCUCGGCGAGAGCUCCGCUCCCGCGCUGCGCGCAAAGACGGCUGGUGUCGCUGCGGCUGGUAGCGGCAUGUUUGGCCUGGUUUUCAGCUACUGCACCCCUCUGAUGAUCCUUGACACCGGUGGCGGUGCCGGCUGGGGCAUUAAGACGGCCUACUUCUACGCAGGUACCGGCUUGAUUGGCCUUAUCCUCGUCUACUUUUUCGUCCCAGAGCACAAAGGCCGCACAUACGCCGAGCUUAAUGAGCUCUACGAGAACCGCGUGCCGGCCAGAAAGUUCCGCACGACCAAGACAAGUGUCGACGCCGUCGCUGCCGCUGCCGCCGGUGAGGCCUAA